This is a messenger RNA of Filobasidium floriforme, 1077 nucleotides long. RefSeq names its product P-loop containing nucleoside triphosphate hydrolase protein. Gene Ontology annotation, molecular function: GTPase activity; GTP binding; GDP binding. NCBI's taxonomy places the organism in Eukaryota, Fungi, Basidiomycota, Tremellomycetes, Filobasidiales, Filobasidiaceae. The transcript is spliced from 5 exons. Gene Ontology annotation, cellular component: plasma membrane. The record is from RefSeq and is a predicted model, not a curated record. Gene Ontology annotation, biological process: signal transduction. The coding region runs from base 323 to 1015 and encodes 230 amino acids.
CACUUGGAUCUUGGACGAAACUCCGAUUGCCCUCCUUUCAUCCUCUCGUCAUUGAUUCAUCGAAUUGACGUGACUCUCGAUCAUUCGAUAUACUUCCCUGGCCUUGAUACGCUAUACACCCGUUCCUGCCUGACUGUGGACACCCUUCAUAUAUACCCACACCACUCAUACCAACGACGUGACCGAUCGAUAUACCUCUCGACACCUGAAAACUCUCUGGCAUCGACAUUCAUCUUGAAAUCAACCGUCCUAUCGGCACGAAUACCAGUCACAGACCAAUCCAUCGUCGUCGUACCAAAAUUCUGCCGUUCAGAGACCAAGGAUGUUGUUCAAAAUUACCGUGUUGGGCGAGGGAGGUGUAGGAAAGACGGCGUUGACUGUACAGUUUACCAUGGCCUCCUUUGUCGAGACAUAUGACCCGACGAUCGAAGACUGCUAUCGAAAACAAUGGACUGUGGACGAUCAGCCCUGUCUGUUAGAGGUAUUAGACACCGCAGGACAAGAGGAGUAUACUGCUUUGCGGGAUCAGUGGAUCCGCGACGGAGAAGGUUUCCUCGUCGUCUACUCGGUCUGCUCGAGGGAUACCUUCGAGCGGGUCGAACAAAUCGUCAAACGGGUUCGACGUGUAAAAGAAGAGGCCGCUACCAUGGGUGGUGCAUACGGCUCGUACCCUUACUCCCCUCAAUCACCCCAAUCCCCACUCGGCGUUCGGGCUCACGGCCCAAUACCCAUCGUCAUCAUCGGAAAUAAGCGGGAUAUGCAACAUCUGCGUGAUGUCCAGCCUGAAGAGGGAGCGAACCUAGCCAGGCGAUUGGGAUGCGAGUUCUACGAGACGAGCGCCAAGCAUGGGUACAAUGUGGAAAAUGCGUUCAAGACGGCCGUUAGGGGGAUCAAGGUCGCCAAAGGGAUUGCCCCUGGACAAGGUGCUGCUGGACCAGGUGGAGGGCCAGGUGGACCGGGUCAGGGGGGUGCGAGAAGGAGGCAGAAGAGGAACAAGAACUGUGUGGUUCUUUGAGGAGUCCAUCGCAGAGCUCCUCCUCGGGCAAGUGCGGGCUAAGCUCGCAUUCGCCGACAAAC